Messenger RNA from Tetranychus urticae (two-spotted spider mite), 690 nucleotides. It is a transcript of the gene Pfdn1, whose product is annotated as prefoldin subunit 1. Gene Ontology annotation, biological process: protein folding. The record is from RefSeq and is a predicted model, not a curated record. Gene Ontology annotation, cellular component: prefoldin complex; cytoplasm. NCBI's taxonomy places the organism in Eukaryota, Metazoa, Arthropoda, Arachnida, Trombidiformes, Tetranychidae. Gene Ontology annotation, molecular function: protein folding chaperone.
UCUAAAAGCUGAUCUUGUGCUUUGUUAACUUGACAACCAUGUGUCUUUUUCAGAUGUUUAAUAGGUGAGGCUUUUCACUAAUCUCAAUUUACUCAUCAAUAUUCCGUUAAAUUAGUUUUUUUUAUUGCUACAAGUGGACUAAUCUCAAUUAAAAUGGCAAAUGUGGACCUUGAGCUUAAAAAGCAGUUCAAAGAAUUACAAAUUAAAGUUGGUGAAACGCGAAGUAAAAUGAGACAAAUCGAUGGUACCAUUGACAUUCUCAGUCGUAGUAGUCAACGUUAUCGGUUAACAUUGACGGAAGUAAAGAACCUACCCGAAUCCAUCACCACGUACCAAUCUAUUGGCCGUAUGUUUGUUAAAGCUAAAAGGGAUGAGAUUGAAGUGGAUUUGAAUGAAGCCAUUAAAACCAACGCUGAAAAAUGCCAAGAACUGGAAAAGAGUAAAGUCUAUUUAGAAAAAGGCUUGAAAGAAAAGGAAGACAGUAUAAGAGAACUAAUUUCUCAGAAACAAGCUCAAUUGAGUUAAAUGAAAUGAAAAAAUCAGAAUUUGCUAUUAGAUGCUAAUGUGAAACCCUUUCAGGGUAUUUGCUUGGUUUUCAGUUCUCUGAUUUGUUUCCAUUCAAUACAAUGUUUUGUCCACUGAUUUAAUCAUGAAUGUAAAUAAAUAAUUGGACAUUUCUUUUAUAAAAAA